AUGAUCUUUGCUGAGCAAACCCCUAGCACGCAACAGCCCUCUCAGUCCCAUGUCACUCAUUACUAUAUCCCUAGCCAACAUCCAGCUUUGAAGAUUUAUCAUUCUUCUCCUAUGCUUGGUCGUUCUCCUGCUUUUCUUUCCGCACCCACUCCUACGCACUCUGGAACUCUUCAAACCAUGGCGUGCACGUCUGGAGAAUCAUCCAUCUCGAAAAGCGUCAAGGCCGAGCAGAUUGAAGUCUCACUGAAUACACUUAUACAAGCGCCUCUUGCAGCUGAACAUGACAACCGCACCAAUGCCAGCUCGGAUGGUACCCCGGAAGAGGAGAUAGUUCUUAUCAAGUCUGAAGAAACCAAACCUGCCGUUGAAUCCCGUCGAGGGGUCGCAAAGAAGGUAAUGCAUCCGCUUGCUAAACACCACGUCUCUGCACUCGAGAGAUACUGCCAAGGUCAUUCUAUCUCUCCUUCUCUCCUCUCCCGUAAGAAAUGGGCCGAUAUCAACCACGUGAUCCCGGCCAGGGUGCACGCUCUCUGUAAGAAGAAGACAACUCAAAACGCAAAGAAGAAGGAGAAUGUUUCAGCAGCAGAAUGGGAUUUGCCACUCGAAGUUGCUCCUGAGGAGACUAUCAUCAAGACCGAAGUCAUAUUAGAGUCUAUCCUCGACGAGGGACACGCCACUCGUUCUGAAGACAGUCCGACAGUUGAACCGAGCUCCUCUACUUGCAACAGACCCUCCUCAAGGCAAAACUCUGUUCGGUUCUCGACGCCGCCGCUGGCCGAAGCGACUCCCGCAGACACAACUAUUGGCUCGUCCUCUACACUCGUCACGCCACAGUCGAGUAUGAUCCAGCUUCCAACAUCUAUUAAGGAGAACAAAAAAACUCCUGUAGAGUCCGUGAACAGGCGCUGGUCGCCCUCUCCGUGUGCCAUCAACGAUCCUUUUGAGCGCUGGGAGAUGGAGGAACCACCAUUGGCACCAUCCGACGCUGAGCUCUUGUCCUUCCUUAACGAAAACAACUUCUUCAACUUGGUUCAAGGCCCGCAUGGUAUCACGUUCGAAGACAUGGUCGAUCGAGAGGCGUUUGAUAGAAAGUUGGUGUACCACCAGUGCCGUUUGGACCGCUACUUUGUCUGGUCCACACUCAGAAAAUUCUACUUCUUUUGCUAG
This is a messenger RNA of Serendipita indica DSM 11827, 1167 nucleotides long. The record is from the annotation of a GenBank genome assembly. NCBI's taxonomy places the organism in Eukaryota, Fungi, Basidiomycota, Agaricomycetes, Sebacinales, Serendipitaceae.